Messenger RNA from Cryphonectria parasitica EP155, 1773 nucleotides. RefSeq names its product family 13 glycoside hydrolase. The transcript has a single exon. Lineage: Eukaryota; Fungi; Ascomycota; Sordariomycetes; Diaporthales; Cryphonectriaceae. The coding region runs from base 1 to 1773 and encodes 590 amino acids. Gene Ontology annotation, molecular function: alpha-amylase activity. Gene Ontology annotation, biological process: oligosaccharide catabolic process. The record is from RefSeq and is a predicted model, not a curated record.
AUGACUGUUGGCGACAAGCCUUGGUGGAAGUCAGCCGUGGUAUACCAGAUAUACCCGGCCAGCUUCAAGGACUCCAAUAGUGAUGGCGUCGGUGACCUCCAGGGCAUCAUCUCCAAGCUGGAUUACAUUGCGUCCCUGGGCGUCAACGUCAUAUGGAUCUGCCCCAUGUACGACAGUCCUCAAGUCGACAUGGGCUACGAUAUCUCUAACUACGAGGACGUCUACGGCCCCUACGGCACCCUUGCCGACAUGGAACAGCUGAUUCGCGAGUGCCACGACCGCGGCCUGCGCAUCAUGCUAGACCUCGUCAUCAACCACUCCUCGAGCGAGCACAUGUGGUUCAAGGAGUCCCGCUCCAGCAAGUCCAACCCCAAGCGCGACUGGUACAUCUGGCGUCCUGCCAAGUACGACGACCAGGGGCGGAGGCAGCCGCCCAACAACUGGCGGUCCAAUUUUGGCGGCGGCAGCGUGUGGGAAUGGGACCCAGCCACGGAAGAGUAUUACCUGCACCUGUUCGCCAUCGAACAGCCUGAUUUGAAUUGGGAGAACCCCGAGACGCGUCGCGCCAUCUACGAGAGCUCGAUGGAGUUCUGGCUCAAGCGUGGUGUCGACGGUUUCCGCAUCGACACCGUCAACAUGUACAGCAAGCCGCCAGACCUUGCGGACGCGCCUGUACUGGACCCCAGCGUCCUCUAUCAAGCAGCGUCCACCCUGUACUGCAACGGCCCUCGCAUGCAUGAGUUCCUGGACGAGAUGAGCGAGAUCCUGCGCCGUUACGGUGCCAUCACGGUCGGCGAGCUUCCUUGUACACCCGAGACGGAGCGUGUGCUUCGGUACGUCAGUGCCAGGGAAGGGCAGCUCAACAUGGUCUUCCAGUUCGAUAUCGUGGACGUCGGCAUGGGCCCCAUCCACAAGUACGACGUCGUCCCCCGUAGCUGGCAACUGCCGGACCUCAAGCGCGCCGUGGACCGCACCCAGGCCCUCAUCCGGGACACAGACGGCUGGAGCACCGUCUUUAUGGAAAACCACGACCAGGCCCGCAGCAUCAGCCGCUUCGGCAACGACGCGCCCGAGCACCGCGUCGCCUCCGGAAAGCUGCUGGCUAUGCUGCAGUCGACGCUCUCAGGCACCAUGUAUGUGUACCAGGGACAGGAGAUCGGCCAGGUCAACCCCUCCCUCGAGUCCUAUCCUAUCACUCAGUACAAAGACAUCGACAGCCUGCUGUUCCUUGAGCACCUACCCAAGACGGAUGGUGGGGCUGUCCAGCCAGAGAGGUUCAACAAAGCCGUCGCGGCGCUGCAGCACCUGGCUCGCGACCACGCACGCAUUCCGAUGGUGUGGGAUGGAACCAAGCCCCAUGGUGGCUUCUCAGACGGCAAAGAGACCUGGAUGGCGGCUCACCCGCUGGCCAAGGAGAUCAAUGUCACCGACCAGCUCGGAAGCAAGAGCUCCGUAUUGGCCUACUGGAGGUCGAUGCUUGCAUUCCGCCGCGAAUACGCUGACCUGUUCGUCCACGGCCGCUUCGAUUUGCUCGACGUCGAGGACACUGAGCUGUUCACAUACGUGAAGACGAGCGCGCGCAGAGAGAGAGCCCUAGUCGUGCUUAAUUUCACGGCAUCCUACAAGCCAUGGAAAGUCCCUGCUGGAAACAUUCUGGGCUUAGAUGGUGAGGGUGAGCCGAUUCUGUCUAUGAUUGCGUCCACGGCUGAGGCCAAGAAUCGAUUCGACGACUUUGCGCCGUAUGAGGGCAGGGUAUAUCUCAUGAAGACAUGA